AUGUCAAACAUCGAAAAGGUCCUUUUGCUCGGAGCCACUGGCGAAACCGGGAAAGAUAUUCUUGCGGGUCUUGAAGAAGAUGGUGGCUUUGAUAUUUCCUUGCUAGUACAGCCUUCAUCGGCAAACACACCAGCCGUGGAGAAUUUUAGAAGCCGUGGCUUGAAGAUUGUCGUUGCAGACAUAAAUGGCCCAGUCGAUGAUCUCGCCACACAUGUCAAGGGCUAUACCACCAUCAUUAGCGCCAUAGGAGCUACGCAGCAGCUCGCUCAGCUCAACUUAGCGGAUGCCAUCGCAGCGGCUGGCACCUGCAAGCGAUUCGUUGCUGGAUGGAUAACUGUCUCGCCUCCUGGAGAAGUCAUGUUCCUGCGCGAUGAGAAAGAGAAGGUCUAUCAACGUCUGUGGUACCACCGUAUUCCCUAUACGAUUGUCGAUGUUGGAUUUUGGCAUCAGAUUUGCUUUCCGCCAGUCCCAAGCGGGAAGCUCGACUACGCAUUGGUUAUGCCUACCACAGAGGUGUAUGGUGGUGGUGACGUUAAAAACCUUCUGACCGAUAAGAGAGACAUUGGACGAUUCGUAGCAAGGAUUGUGAAAGAUGAAAGGACCUUGAACCAGAAGGUCUCUUGUUGGGGCGAGGAGCUCAGUCAGAAUGAGAUCAUUGAGCUCGUCGAGAGAAAGACGGGUGAAAAGGUCGAUGUUACUCCGAUCUCAAAAGAAGACCUGAUUGCCCGUCGCCAGAAGGCCAGGGAAGCUUUCCGAGCAGACCCUACUUCGUGGAACAAUGCAGUUGGGGUCUAUCGCGACGACUACAAUUUGUCAAAGUACAUCAGAGGUGACAGCUCGAGAGAGAGUGCGAGGUAUUUGGGCUACCUUGAUGCUCAAGAGCUCUACCCUGAUUUUAAUCCUAUCAAGUUGGAGGAUGUUUUGGACGAGAUACUGGACGGCAAAGCAGUGCCUGUUUAUCAGGGAAGGUUCUAGUUGAAAG
Messenger RNA from Aaosphaeria arxii CBS 175.79, 982 nucleotides. Its product is annotated as NAD(P)-binding protein. Lineage: Eukaryota; Fungi; Ascomycota; Dothideomycetes; Pleosporales. The record is from RefSeq and is a predicted model, not a curated record. The coding region runs from base 1 to 975 and encodes 324 amino acids. The transcript is spliced from 3 exons.